Messenger RNA from Rhagoletis zephyria (snowberry fruit fly), 369 nucleotides. Lineage: Eukaryota; Metazoa; Arthropoda; Insecta; Diptera; Tephritidae. The record is from RefSeq and is a predicted model, not a curated record.
AUGGAGCGCGUGGAGCAGGUGCGCGAGGAGGCGCUCUACUUUAACAACUACGUCCUCGACGCGAAGCGACCGCAGCUGCCGGAGCAUCCCUCGGCAGGUGGUGGUCAUGAUCGAGGAGGAAGUGGGCGUCAUUCGGGAGGGGGUGGAAUGAUGUCCAAUUCGGGAGGUGGAUACUCUCGAGAUCACCGAGGUGACAUGCAUGGAGGCCUUUCCGGCGGCGGUCAUUAUGGUGAUCGCUAUGGAGGCGGAUACAACCGCCACAGCUAUGGAAACAAUCGCUACAGCGGCGGUGGCGGUGGAGAGAAUCGUUAUGGGAUGAAGCGAUCGAGACACUACCGCGACUGGGACGCUCCGGCGGAUGAGAUGUGA